AUGAAGGCCGCCGUCAUCCUUUCCCUCGCCGCCCUUGCCUUCGGCUCGGCCAUCGAGAAGCGCGAGUGCUCCGGCAACAACUGCAACCGCCAGGUCACCGGCACCCGCGACGGUCUCCUCCCCCUCACCUCCCGCAAGGCCGACUGUUCUUCCUUCCUGCAGGCCACUGUCACUCCCUCCCCUACCACUGUCACCGUCACCGUCACUGCUCCCGCCCGCCUCCGCCGCAACGGUGAGAUUGUCAACCGCCAGGUCACCGCCUACCCUACCGCCAUCCCCGCCUACGCCUCCUCCUGCGACGACGCUGCCGAGUACUCCUCCGCCUGCUCCUGCUGGGGCAUCACUGCCGUCACCAGCACUGCUCCCCGUCCCACUGUCACCGUCACCACCACCGCCGACUACUGCGAGGACAUCGCCGUCGACCACUUCAGGCCCGCCCUAGACGCCAUCUUCUUCGGCCGACACCUCCCUUGGUCCCUGCGCUGGCGCCUCCUAGCCUUGCAACCCAUCAUCUUCCUAACACACUCCCUCGCGCUAGCGCCCUACCUAUUUCGACGUCCCUACAAGAUCCGCUACAUCCCUAUCACGAGUGACCGAUCUCUUCGCGUCCUCGUUUUCAAAGAGCCCGGAACGGGGUCGGGUCGCAAUGGCCUUCGCCCACUUCACGUCGACUGUCACCCCGGCGGCUUCGUGGGCGGCAUCCCGGAGGCUGACGCGCCCUUCUGCUCCCUGGUCGCGAAGGAGACUGGUGCUGUUGUCGUGAGCCUGAGCUAUCGCCUCGCGCCGGUCCAUCCCUUUCCGGCCGCUAUUGACGAUGUUGAUGCCGCGCUUGCGUGGCUGCGGGAACAUGCAGAGGAGGAGCUAGGCGCGGACCCGAGACUUAUGACGGUUUCAGGGGCGUCUGCGGGCGGGAACCUCGUUCUGGCAGCCAGCCAGAGCAUCCUCUCUGAGGAGUUUGCGAUCAGGGCGGCGGUCACGUUCUAUGCGCCAAUCGACCUUAGGCCGAAGCCGGAGGAGAAGCCUCGUCCAGCGAAUUUCCCGUCGACGGAUCCGCUAGCCUUCAUGUUGCCUCUGUAUGAUUCCUAUGCGGCACCCGCCAAAGCGGCGAACUGGGAUAACCCGAGGAUGAGCCUCUACCUUGCAAGUGAGGAGACAUUGCCAGAGAGGAUGUUGCUUGUGGUGGCUGCGAUUGACAUUACUGUUCAUGAGCAGUUGACUUUUGUUGAGAGGGUGAGAAAGGAGCGUGAGGAUAAGGGUAAGGAUGGGCAAAGUACAGAGGCCUUCUAUCUGGACAAUGCUUUCCACGGCUGUCUGGAGGCACCAAGCAUUGCCUUUUCUGUCACGAAAAAGAUGCAAUUGUGGGAAAGGGGCAUCCAUCUCAUCCAGAAUACGCAUACUGAGUAUGACUGGGCGUGGAAGGGCAGGUCGAAUCAUCCAUAA
This is a messenger RNA of Colletotrichum gloeosporioides, 1440 nucleotides long. RefSeq names its product Carboxylesterase NlhH. Lineage: Eukaryota; Fungi; Ascomycota; Sordariomycetes; Glomerellales; Glomerellaceae. The transcript is spliced from 4 exons. Gene Ontology annotation, molecular function: hydrolase activity. The record is from RefSeq and is a predicted model, not a curated record. The coding region runs from base 1 to 1440 and encodes 479 amino acids.